Molecule: messenger RNA, 3773 nt
Organism: Camellia sinensis
Lineage: Eukaryota; Viridiplantae; Streptophyta; Magnoliopsida; Ericales; Theaceae
Product: protease Do-like 7
Biological process (GO): proteolysis
Molecular function (GO): protein binding; serine-type endopeptidase activity
Source: RefSeq, a predicted model, not a curated record
CCAUCAAACUGACCAAUUGCGUAGUCAGCAUCCAACUCAUUGCAUGUGCACCGCAACGCACUCUCUCUCUUUCUCCAAACUGUCUCUUUCAUAUCUUCGAUCCUUCUUGCAGAUUCCGAUAUAUGUUUGACUAACCCUAAUUCACUCAAUUUAGUGCAUUCAAUUCGACUCCCAAUCGAAUUGUCCACUGAAUUAGGGUUUGGGACUGUGAUUUAGAGACAGAGAGAGAAUGGAUGAUCAGUUGGAGAGGUUGGGAUCGGAUGGGGCGGCGGGGCCGGAGGAGGCGAGUAUGAAGGAGGAGCUGUGUAUGGAGAUUGAUCCACCGUUCAAAGAAAACCUUGCCACCGCCGAUGACUGGAGGAAAGCGCUCAAUAAGGUGGUUCCGGCGGUGGUGGUGCUUCGGACCACCGCUUGUCGGGCGUUCGAUACCGAAUCGGCCGGUGCGAGCUACGCAACGGGGUUUGUUGUUGAUAAGCGGCGAGGGAUUAUACUGACGAAUCGUCAUGUUGUGAAGCCUGGACCUGUAGUUGCGGAGGCUAUGUUUGUAAACCGUGAAGAAAUUCCUGUACAUCCUAUAUACAGAGACCCGGUUCAUGAUUUUGGCUUCUUUCGCUAUGACCCUGGUGCCAUACAAUUUCUGAGCUACGAGGAGAUUCCUCUUGCUCCAGAGGCUGCUUGUGUUGGACUAGAAAUCAGGGUGGUUGGUAAUGAUAGUGGAGAGAAGGUCUCCAUUUUGGCUGGUACGCUUGCUCGUUUGGAUAGAGAUGCUCCUCAUUACAAAAAGGAUGGCUACAAUGACUUCAACACAUUCUACAUGCAAGCGGCAUCUGGGACUAAAGGGGGUUCCAGUGGUUCUCCAGUAAUUGAUUGGCAAGGCAGGGCAGUGGCAUUGAAUGCUGGGAGCAAGUCAUCAAGUGCUUCGGCAUUUUUUUUGCCUUUAGAAAGAGUUGUAAGGGCUUUAAAGUUCUUCCAGGAGGGAAGAGAUUCAUUUUGUGACCAGUGGGAGGCUGUUACUAUUCCUCGUGGUACACUUCAGGUGACGUUCCUGCACAAAGGAUUUGAUGAGACACGUCGCCUUGGUCUCCAAAGUGAUACAGAACAGAUGGUGCGCAAUGCAUCACCGGUUGGGGAAACUGGAAUGCUUGUUGUUGAUUCUGUGGUGCCUGGUGGCCCAGCUCACAGCCUUUUGGAGCCUGGUGAUGUGCUUGUUCGGAUAAAUGGGGAUGUAAUUACUCAGUUCCUAAAAUUGGAAACAUUACUUGAUGACAGUGUGGACCGAAACAUUGAAUUACAGAUUGAAAGGGGUGGCACACCAUUGACUGUAGACUUGACGGUUAAGGAUCUACACUCAAUAACUCCGGAUUACUUCUUGGAAGUAAGUGGUGCUGUGAUACACCCUCUUUCAUAUCAACAGGCUAGAAAUUUUCGUUUCCACUGUGGCCUUGUAUAUGUUGCAGAACCAGGAUAUAUGCUUUUUAGAGCUGGAGUUCCCCGUCAUGCCAUUAUUAAAAAAUUUGGACGUAAGGAAAUAUCACGACUUGCCGACCUAAUUUCUGUUCUUUCCAAGCUGGCUAGGGGUGCUCGAGUGCCAUUGGAAUAUAUAAGUUACAUGGAUCGUCAUCGAAGAAAGUCAGUCCUUGUCACAAUUGAUCGCCAUGAAUGGUAUGCCCCUCCUCAGAUUUACAAUCGUGAUGACAGUACUGGUUUAUGGACGGUAAAGCCUGCUUUGCCACCUGAAUCUCCAUUCUUGUCCCUUGGCAGGAAUAAGGCUGAAAAAGCUCCUGCAAAACAUACAGCUCCAUUAGAUGCUGGUGAGGCUAGUCUAAUGGAGCAUGUGCAUCAUGAUAUCAACCAGGAAUCAACAGAUGGUUCCCCUAGUAUCGAAACUAGUUCUCAAUAUGUUGCUGUGGGAUUACAUUCUCAUGAUGACUCUGACGUUGGAACCAAAAAACGGCAAGUAGAAGAGGAUUCAUCUGCUGAUAGCAUUGUUGCUAACGGUUCCUUACAUGAGCCUAGAGAAGAGAAGUUGGAAGACUCAACAAACUUAGAAAAUACUAUUUUAGGAGAUUAUCAAGGUGCAGCAGCCGUAGCAGCUAAUGCUUCAGUAGCUGAGCGUGUUAUAGAGCCUACUCUUGUGAUGUUUGAGGUUCAUGUACCUCCUUCAUGCAUGCUUGAUGGUGUGCACUCACAACAUUUUUUUGGAACUGGUGUUGUUAUAUACCAUUCUCAUAAUAUGGGAUUGGUUGCUGUUGACAAAAACACUGUUGCGAUAUCCGUGUCUGAUGUGAUGCUUUCUUUUGCUGCCUUUCCAAUUGAAAUCCCUGGAGAGGUGGUUUUUCUCCAUCCUGUUCAUAAUUUUGCUCUUGUUGCAUAUGACCCUUCUGCUCUGGGAGCUGUUGGUGCCUCAGCAGUUCGUGCUGCUGAACUUCUUCCUGAACCUCCGCUGCGACGUGGAGAUGCAGUCAUUCUUGUGGGGUUAAGUAGGAGCCUGCAAGCUACAUCAAGGAAAUCUGUUGUCACCAACCCUUUUGCUGCUUUGAAUAUUGGGUCUGCCGAUUGUCCACGCUUCAGAGCAACCAAUAUGGAAGUCAUUGAGCUUGAUACUGACUUCGGUGGUACAUUUUCUGGUGUGCUAACUGAUGAGCAUGGAAGGGUUCAGGCUAUCUGGGGAAGCUUUUCAACUCAGCUAAAAUAUGGUUGUAGUUCAUCAGAAGAUCAUCAAUUUGUCAGAGGUAUUCCAGUUUAUACAAUCAGCCAAGUCCUUGACAAAAUCAUAUCUGGUGGAAAUGGAUCAAAUCUUCUCAUAAAUGGCAUCAAAAGGCCAAUGCCUCUUGUCAGGAUCUUAGAGGUUGAAUUUUAUCCUACUUUGCUUUCCAAGGCCCGUAGCUUUGGAUUGAGUGACAAAUGGGUACAGGCUCUUGUUAAGAAAGAUCCAAUUAGACGUCAAGUCUUACGUGUUAAAGGUUGUUUUGCUGGAUCAAAGGCUGAAAACCUAUUAGAACAAGGUGACAUGGUAUUGGCAAUUAAUAAAGAGCCAAUCACAUGCUUUCGUGACAUUGAAGAUGCUUGCCAAGCAUUAGACCAAUGUGAUGAAAUUGAUGGGAAGCUUAACAUGACUAUUUUCCGUCAGGGACGGGAAAUCGAAAUUCUUGUUGGAACAGAUGUGAGGGGUGGGAAUGGCACAACACGAGUUAUAAAUUGGUGUGGGUGCAUUGUCCAGGAUCCUCACCCGGCAGUGCGCGCUCUCGGAUUUCUUCCUAAAGAAGGCCAUGGUGUGUAUGUGGCAAGAUGGUGCCAUGGGAGUCCAGUACAUAGAUAUGGUUUGUAUGCUCUUCAGUGGAUUGUUGAAGUCAAUGGGAAACUAACUCCAGAUUUAGAUGCUUUUGUUGAUGUGACAAAGGAAAUAGAGGAUGGGGAGUUUGUUCGGGUGAGGACGGUCCACUUAAAUGGGAAGCCUCGGGUACUAACAUUGAAGCAGCAUUUGCACUACUGGCCCACAUGGGAGGUGAGGUUUGAUGCCGACACUGCAAUGUGGCGGCGUAAAAUAAUCAAAUCAUUAGACCGUGGUAUUGCAUGAUAUACAUACUCUUCUGAUUAUAUCGGGUAAAAAAUUGUUUUGAGAAUUGGGAUUUGUGCUGCCUGUAGUAGAUGUUAAAUAUACCAGGAGAGGCUCGUAUCAGGCAAUACUUGCUUAAAUGUAAUUGGCGAUUGUCUGGGAGGGAGUAUUGAUUUAUUAUUUGAAAAAUUACAUUUGAAUGAUAUCACAAGUUAAA